UUCGUGGGCAUGUGAUAUAGCAUGUUGCAAAAUUUUGUAAUAAAAUGUCUAGAUACUGGUCAUUGGCAUUUAUAACCAUCACAUUGAUUAUCUUUUAUCACCUAUCACAGAGUGGUUGAAAUUCAGAUUCAGACUACUUUAUUGUCCAUUAAAUUUACAUGAAAUGGAAAUUUAUCUUUGGCACUGGCAUAUAAGACAACACACGUCAUACACAACAAUACACAAUAAUUAUAUAUUACACACAAUAAUUAACGAUAUACAUUGAAACUGUGACAAGGCAGGGGGGGUCUUGCAAUUCCAGUGGGUGGAGAGAUUUUGUGCAAAAAUUCAAUAUUAUUUGAUAAGUGAUGUUUUGAAAUCUAUGAAUCCCAGCAGGAGAAGAGAGAAGUAAUAGUCAUUAGUGUGGAUUUACCAGAACCCUACUGAUAUCUAUGGCCAUUUUGUGCUUGCGAGAAGUAAAAAUAUCAUGAAUAUUCUACUCCUUCUCAACCAAGAAGUAUGUGGUUGACCCCACAUUCAGUCCAAUCAUAGUGUUAUUUUGUAUUUUCUGACUUUUUGAAGUGCCUGUAAGGUUUUACCAAACUUUCUGUCUAUUUGAAUUUUCAUUGUGUCUCACUUUCUGUCAGUCAGCUACUGCACACGUUGUCUCAGAGGCCAGUGGAGUCCUGCCGCUGCGGGAAAUUCCACCACAAGGCUUAAUAACAACAUACCAGAUUGUCCCUGCUCCCAAGAAUAGAACAGACAGUGAAUGAAUGGAACAAACCAGUCAAUUCUCUCCAUAUACGUAUAUCCACUAAAUAAUGAUUACACGUCAGACUUUUUCUUGAAUAGGAAGAUUACAGAAGGAACAAUAAACGCCCUCAGCCCAGCCCAUUUGGCUUACUUAAACCCACCCAGACCUUGAACAGCAGUGCACAUUCUUAUACAGUUGCUGGAAAGGGAGGAAAUUCAGCCUGCUCGCCCCUUUCCUGUUGUAGUUUCAAAAGAUAAUCUGGAUGGGGGGGACUGCAUUGCAAUGACAUCACCCAUACCUAAAAUCCAAUGGUUGCAUGAAUGGGGUUUUGUCAAGAAUACAGUCCGCUCGGCUGCACUAAGCUGUGUGUACAUACCAGCUUCAUGCUCUGCUAAGCUAAACGAUCUAUAAUGGAGUUUCGCCUUUAUCUGUGAAAAUUAACGUCUGAUCAAAAGAACUGUAAUCUACUGUAUAUCAGUUGCAUUUGAGUAUUCAGGUACAGAUAUUUGUUAUUGAAAAGUUCGCACUUUGCUCAAAUUCCAUAUAAGAGCUGAUUAAUCUAUAGACUCCAUAACUUAACAGCGCUAUUUAUUUGACUGCUGAGUUUUAAAUAGAGCGACUGUGACACAGCAAAUUUCAGAUGCUGAAUGUGACGAUAAAGCCACAAUAUUGUAUAUCUUAUUGUAAUGUCACCACCAGUGAGGACAUGUUCCAUAUUAUUCAGUUCACUCAUAUUUUAAAGUAGAAUGACAUGUAUGGUUUGACAGUUCCAGAUAUCAUAUUACAACAUUUUAUUGUCACUAUUUUAGUCUGCACAGUACCACAACAUCCAUUUAAAUAAUCUCAGAACAACCUUCUCAGAUAAUGAAAACCAUAUGAGUGUUGACCCUGCUGCUACAGCUUUUACAUUCAUAUUACUAUUCAUACAGUACAGGUGAUGGAUGUAAUCUGGGAAGAAGUGGUGCAAUCAUUUUCAAGGGCUUUGUUGUCUGUUUGUCUUUUUAAUACAAUGCAAUCAAAAGCAUAAUUAGUCUAAAACAAAUAAAAGCAUGUCAGCCGAUCAGUUACUGUAUCAAUUUCCGUGCCUUCCAGAUUAAUUUCCCAACAAAGUUCUACAGAAAAUAGAGUAGUGGACUGUCCAAGUGAUUAAUGCAGUAGAAUGAUGAUUUAAGGCUACGACAAACCUUUGCUUUAACUAAUGUUGUUUAUCCUAAAAUGUACUUGAGUCUGCCCAAGGGGGCUGUUACCAGGCGAAUGCUUGGAUAGCCACUAUGCAGUAUCUUCAAGGGCCUACAAUAAUUAGUUGUAAAUUUUAAACCAGGCUUGAGGCUGCAUGCUGUGUAAGGCAUGAGGCACUUUAAGAGAGGGGUGUCUAUGGGUUACUGCUUACCACUCUGACCCAGAUAAUGAACUCAAAUGUGUCUGCACUUGAGAGUAAAUGGGGGUAAAGACAAUGCUGGUGGGCACUGAAUGCAUAGUAACGUUUAAUAAAAGCACUUUUUCUUUUUUUGGCACUGCGGUACUGCAGACAUUUACAUCACUUUCAUUGGCACUGGUCCUGUUAUGAGAAUCAACACCACACAUAAAGCAAAUAGCAUUGAGGAUAUUAGGCUCAACUUUAUCAUAAUCACCCUGUUCUCUACUGCCAGCCAGACUUUAAAUGUUGGGCAACAGAGAGACUUCGAGGAAGCACCGUCCUCUGAGGUACUUGAAUCAGAUAAGUUUAAAGUCUGAUGAUCGUUUGUACACUAUGAACUGUUUUGGCCUCUCAUUUUUUCUUUUUACAAAGUAUGCAGCUUUGCCUAAGUUUUGGACCACAAAUCUAAAAGAAAUCCCCAUAAAUUCAAUUGAAAAAUGUGUAUGGGAAAAACAACUGUCAAAGUCUUGUGAGCCUUGAAUAUGUAUUACAGGAGGAAAAUGCUUCCAGACUGACUUCAGCAGUCAGCCAAAUUUAGAUCUGAGUGUGUGAGUCUGAUUUCAUAUGGGCCUCAGUAUUAUGAAUGCAUGGGAGGGGAGGGAAACUUAAAUAAAUUUAAUGAUUUAAAUAUCUAGAUGUUUAGAUGAUAAAUGUGCACCCUAAACCCAGCACCAUGAGCUGCAGGUUUAACAUCUAAAAAUCAAGAUCUCCUGCACCCAUGAAACCCACCCCGGCAACAUUACACUAAAUCAGGCAUACAGUGUUUUCAUUUUCUCUGCCCAGCAUCAUGAGUCAGGACACGAUCAUCAUCAGCUGAUCCUAACAUGUGUAUCACUGACAUUUAAACAAUGCUCAUCGCUCUCUUAAAUCAUUUCUGACUAAGAGGCACGGGAGCUGGACAGGCGACAUUUGCUGCAGAUUAGUAUCUGUUGUUUUAGGGUCAGAUGAGCUGUGGCCAUGAGGCCUAUAUGUCUAAUAGCAGCCCUGAAAACAAGCGAUAUGAUGUGUAUAAAAUGACAUAUUGUCCAUUCAGAGUGAAAACAAAAUGACACAUUACUUAUUCAGGGACUAUUUAGAGAGAGAGAGUGCUUAUAGUCAGCUUUUCAAGGACACAUCAUUCAGUGAAAUACAGACAAAUCAAUUCAGCAUCUAUUUACAAUUAAGUGGGAAAUUUAUAAAAAGCGCAGAGAAAAACAAUAGUCUGGUCAUCUAAUAGACAGGGAUACUUUUUCAUGCACGCACGCUAACGCGCGCAUAAACGUCAUGAGCGCGCACGCUUUCAGAGCACCGUAUAUUUCUUCUGAAUUGCACAUUUGAUACCCCAGAAGUUACGCAUAAUGUGUAGCAAGUGGGCGCAAUACAUUUUCCUGAAUCCGGUUCCGGCGUGCCGACGACACCGAUGCCUGCGUGCCCACGGACUGAUCACAGGGCUUUUACCCGAACAGCACUGAAUGGUAGCAGCUGAGAGACGGGUGCGGAGCGAGGGCGGCCAAACCCGGAGGAUUUCUCACGGCUCACGGACUAGAAUGCUCUUCUAUAUGUAUCCCCAUAAACGGAUGACAACCUCCAAACAAACCUACGCUGAAAACUUUCAGCUCUACAUUUGACGCGGGGGUGUUAUUGAGAUUUUUAUAUCAACCAGGUCCAAGAGCAGACAUCAUGCAGGUGCAAACUGUGGGCUAACGUUACUGAAAUGACUUGCUCGGCGCUGACGCGUUUCAUUGUGCCAUGCCAGCCCCGCAUUGUCAGAUGCCAUUUUACUCUGCGUUACCCCAGCGUCUGGACUUCCAACAUACUGGGCCUGUUCUGUAAUUAGAAGUCCGUGAGGCAGUGGCAAACAAGCUGGUGCAAUGAGACGCUACGUUGUCCAAGGCAUUGUGCGCAAUUUGUGCUGAAGCUUAUGGGUCCUGCGUACUCCAGCUCCCGGCUUCCACUUGGAGAGGUGUGCUGCGGGGCUACAGCGCACUGGCUGUCGGCUUCACAUCUGGACCGCCUGGAUACUGUCAUCUGCGGCCUGCUCGGACUGUGCACUCCCUGAACUUGUAUGUUUGAGUGGGGAACUUAUUGAGAUCGCCUCGGAUGGUGUCGUGUUAGGGAAGGGGUGAAUAUUUGACUGGGACUUGACGUUAUCGGUGAUCCACUGGGAACACCGUUGUCCAAAGCUGGACUGGCUGACUACUCAAGGAAAAAACGCUUGUCAAGCUAUGGAUUUUGCGUAGCGAAGUCACGCAUUUUUAAAGGCAACGCUAGGGUGACAUUGCAGUCUUCUCACCACAUCGGUUAUUUCGUCGUCCGACAAAAAAAUAAAAGAGUGAAAGUGGAGUAUUGUCCGUCAUACGCAUCAACGCAGUGGGAUUUCUACGUCUGGUCGGCGUUCCCCCCCACCCUUCCCGCGGUGACGGUUAUGGGUCGGAAGCGGUGUGUCGGUGCAGAUUGUUCCAAGAUGGCGGCCGGGUGCUGCGGGGUGAAGAAGCAGAAACUGUCGGGAUCGCCCGGGUCGGGGGGUCCCGGCGGGGUGGGGGCGGGAAGCGGGGUGGCAGGAACCGGACAUUGUGGAUCGGAGUUGGGGAUUGGCUCCUCCGCGACUGUUGCAGCGGCAGCAGCGGCGGCGAACGCGAGCAGAGCCAACGGCCUGGGGGGACCCGGAGGUAACGUUAGCGGCGGCGGCAGCAGUAGUGGCGGCAGCGGCGGCGGCACAAACGCUCUGUCCCCAGCCCCGGCCGGUUACACUUCAUCCGGCCUCUCCCCGAAUCUCAGCCCGGGACCUGGCUCGGGAAGUGGGGGCAGAAAAAUGGUCGUCUCCGCGGAGAUGUGCUGCUUCUGUUUCGACGUGCUUUAUUGCCAUCUGUACGGAUACCAACCUCCGAGAACACCCAGGUUUACAAACGAUCCCUACCCGCUGUUUGUCACAUGGAAAAUAGGCAGAGACAAGCGGUUGAGGGGUUGUAUAGGUACAUUUUCUGCCAUGAAUCUGCACUCAGGACUCAGGGAGUACACCCUUACCAGUGCCCUUAAAGACAGCCGCUUCCCCCCCAUGACAAGGGAUGAGCUGCCUCGCCUCUUCUGCUCAGUGUCUCUUCUCACCAACUUUGAAGACGUCGGUGAUUACCUUGACUGGGAGGUGGGUGUUCACGGUAUUAGGAUAGAGUUUUUCAAUGAAAAAGGAUCAAAGCGCACCGCCACCUACCUACCAGAGGUUGCAAAGGAGCAAGGUUGGGACCACAUUCAAACCAUAGAUUCCUUAUUACGAAAGGGAGGUUACAAAGCUCCCAUCACAAAUGACUUCAGGAAGACCAUUAAGUUAACCAGGUACCGUAGCGAGAAGAUGACAAUGGGUUAUGCAGAGUACAUUGCCCACCGCCAGCACCAUCACUACCAGAAUGGCAUUGGGCACCCUCUACCACCCUACAACCAUUAUUCCUGACAGCGAGCCGCAUGACCAAUCAUUGGACCUCUCCGCGGACCUUUUCCCAGGAGAGCCUGCCCCCUCCUGGUCUAGCUAUUUCUACUACUGUACCAUUUUAUGAUGAUAGUUUCCGUUGCCAUGCUGGCCGUCUCCCAGACGUUGACAUGGCAACGGGUGGCAACGAAGCAUCAUUUGAUUAUGGGAAGAAAUCCACAUUUUUCGUUUUCUUUGCCUGUGGUUAAGUUUUUGCAGCAUAUGUAUACCUAUAUCUAUAACCCCCUUCAUUCAUAUUUUUGAAAAUUUAACAAAUACUAGAUUUUAUUAAUCUUUUCAGCAAACCUAAUCAGGUGUUUGAUUCUGUGGAUGGAAGGAAGUCUCUUACAGUGGAUUAGUCUUGCGCUUAUAUUGUUUAGGCUUUGCUACAAUUUUACAUUUACUAAGAAAAUUAAUUUUUUUUUUUUCCUCCUUUUCUUUAUCUUACUAUCCAGACAUUAUGUAUACCAUGUAGCAAGGCAACUGCAGUUCUCAAAGGCUGUGUCGUCUCUAUUCUGAUUCCUCUCAAAAAAAAAAAGGUUGACUGUUGAGGUUGUUUUAGCCUUGUAAACUGUAGUGUUGUAGUAGGAACUAUAUAUACUGGGAUCUGUAUACUCCAAAGUAUAGAUUGUAGGAUUGCGAUGCUCUUUGACCAGCAUUUCGCUGGUUUUGUUUAUUGUUUGAGCUCACAAUCGUGUGUGUGUGUGUGUGUGUGUGUAUUUCUGUGUGUGGAUAUAGACAUUGGUCUGCCACAAGAUGAAAACCAGUAAAGUCUAUUAGAAAUUGGAUUUAACCUAAAGAUUCCCCACUGAGAUAUUUUAGAAACCUCCCCCCCCCCCCCCCCCCCCAAGUAUCUGUAGUGUUUGUGGUUGAACCUGUUAACCCUGAACUGCGUUUGUUUGGCUAGAGCUCACAGCGGCGUUCCCUCUUCCUUCCCUUUUUUUUUUUUUUUGGUUAAACUUUUUUCAAAUAUACGGUAACUGCGGAGGAAGCCAUUUUGUCUGAGGAUAAUCACAUCUGUGCAGGUGAUUUGUUGAUUAUGUUUGUAAAGUGGGUCUGAGCUCCCCGUAUUGGAGAAGGGGAGCAGCCGUAACUACAGGUCCCUAGAAAAAAAACAAGUGCAUGCUUUCAAAUGUGUGUUGGUUUCUGAGUUUACUGGCAGGGAGUCACUCGACAGGGACAUGCUAUAACUACUUAAAGCCAUAUUCUCUUUUUAUUCCACACUUUGUAAGAGUGGUCAGUUGUUUGGCUUGAAGUGUUUGCAUUUGGUGCCACUUAACAUGUUGGGGUGUUCAACCUCUGAAUGCAAACUUAGACCAGCCAGCCUCAGGCGAAGGCUGCAUCACUGAAUACUCGUCGAACCCGGCGGUUUCAGCCAUCUGUCUGAUGUCUGGUGUAUAUUGCCUGCGUCUUUGUGGAAUCAUUGUCUUGCCCUUUCGGAUUAUAGCUAACCAUUGUCACUCGUCCACAAAGUAUGAUGUAUUAAAAAUAGUCAUUUUGAAUGAAGACACACCACUUGACGCACAAAGGAAGUGAUGUAAUCAACAUGUUUGUGUCAUUUAGAACUGCAUGUCAUUGUGCUUUUUAGAUUCUGAAACUUGAGUUGCAGUAAUGCAGCUCGUGGAUUUAGCUGUCGAAGCCGUCCCCCUCUAACACUCUGCUGUUCAGUGAGAUCCCGUUUGAUCUGCGUGUCCCCGGCGCAGGAAAUGUUUUGAUAUGUGGUCUGUUUUGUCAGCUGUUUGGCAGUAAGUUAGAGCAGACAGGGACGAAUUAGUCUGAGCGGAAUCUCCGCACGGGGGGCCGGGGGCGGCUUGCAGUUGAGGUCUACAAAUAAAAAAAAUAAAAAAAGCCAGAGCUUUGUAAGGACUUAAGAAGCCAUUUCCCAUCCAAAUAUUACUUGUUGUGAGUCACAUCCACACACACACUAGGUUAGUCGGAUAUACUCUCCGGAAUGUUUUGAACUGUCGAGGAUCAUCACGUGAUCCGCUUGUUUUGGGUUCGGUUUUGCUAACUGGAAUUUUUGAGAGGUUACUUGACCAACAACUUUCUUUGUAACAGCCUUUACUAACUGACAGGUUAUUUUUCUUUAUGCAAAAUGUCAAGGGCUUUUGGCACUCCAUCCACAGUAACCCGAAAUGACCCAGAUUUAAGUUGUGUUGCCUUAAAUGAAUGAUUUAAUAAGUAAUGGACCAGUAGAUGUUGCUCCUGAGUGCUCCUCUGUCCCGUGGUUUGCUCUGUUCCCACUUCCAUCUUCACACCACAGGGUAGGAGAGGACCCCAGAUGGUGUCUUCCUCACUUGAAUGCUAUUGCUAAUACUUUCUUAGACAUAUGGGGGCUCCUGUAUGCCUGCAGUCUCCUGUUUUUGCUCACGUCUUACCCAGCUGCUGCUCCUCAAUAUUUGCUUUUUUUUUUCUUUUUUUUUUAAAGCCUCUUCAUAAACACAUUCUCUUUAAAAUAAUUUGGCGCACUGUGGCGUCGUUUAAACCACGGGGAGACAGUUUCACGCCUCUAGAAAAAUACACUACACACUUCAUGACGUUUCAAAGAGGAGCAGUCAGGCCUUCAUCUCCUGGUCCAUUUAAUACAGCACAACCUGAAUUUCUCUGCUGCAAAACCAAAUUGACCAUGCUCUUUUACAUAUAUGUCUUUGUAUACACAUGCAAUGUAUUUUGUUGCAUGUAUGUAUGAGUAUGAGACCUAUGGUUUUAUCCAUGAUAUGCUUGAUCUAUGGCUUAGACACUCUUAUUAACCGUUAAGAGAUUUAAAAGACAAAUAUGGUGCUAUCGGACCUCAUAUUGGGGUGGUCACAUCUCGUGACUGGUCAUGCGGACUCAUCGAUCAUAUCAUACUUAAAGAUGCUACAUGUAAGAUUUUCUCUUUUUAUUGUAUUGCUGUGAAAUUGGUCAUGACGGCACAUUUUUAAUAUUGAUGGAUGUGACUGUCACCGAUACAUAGUAGCCCCAGCUCUCAUAAUGUCCAGUGUGGGUGAUUUUUUUGGGAUCAGUUCCCUAUGGGAAAAACAGAUACUUUCACAUAUAAUGAAGAAGGACAAGUCCCAGCAGCAAACACGUCAUAGGGGCUAUGGAAUGUACUGUCAGUGGUCGUUACUGCAAUUUAACGGUGAUAUGUUAAGAGAAAAUCCUACAUGUGUUACCUUUACUAUCCUUGAUAUAUGCAGAUCUGUUCAACAGGUGUUUUUUUUGUUUUUCCUACCAGUGCAAGUCAACACCCCUGCAGGUUUGAAAGGACAAGAAGUCACACGUUAACCUCCUUCCCUCGAUUACUCCCCCACACUGUGGCCCAACCUCAUGGCCUAGUUUGUCAAGGUGUGAUGUGUGCGUCGUUCGGUAGGUAGUGGCAGUAGUAGUGAUCGUUGCCUCUCCCGGAAGGUCGGAUGUUGCUUUUUUUUUUUUUUUCUUCAGAGCACAUCCUCCGUUUUCCUCUAGCUGCUGAAUCCGUUUGACCUCUGAAAAGGCAUGGUUUGAUUUGUUGACCAGUAGAAAGGUCCUAAGUCGAAGAUGAGCAUCUCCUAUACUGGGAGUUAAUGUUUUACGUAGAACACGCAGACGAUAGUUCUGUUUCUGUACUGAUGAACUGUUUAAAAGCAUUGAUACCUCAUGGGAUAUUAUGGAACGACAUGUGUAGUUUGUUGUAGCAGAUCGUGUGUUUUGGUUCCAUACCAGGGUUAGAGUUCAGCCUCAGCAUUCCUUGUGUGGUCAUUCUCAUACGUGGUGGAAUGCUCAAGCUCAUGUUACCUUCGUAUGUUCGACUGAACCAAAGAUGCCAGCGGCCAUGCCCAAAUGCUGCUCUUCAGGCCUGGCUUCCUGUCCUUCCAAAAAACACCCCUGCAAUUGACAAAAUGUUCUUUAUGUCUUUUUUUUUUGUGUGUGCGAUUUCUCAACUGUCUUGACUUAUUAAGCAACCCAAUUUUUCAAUGAAUUUUCAUUGAGUCUGUCUCUGAAGCCGUUCAUGGCAUCAAGGAUGGUUUAAAAUGGUUGCAAAUUGUUGUUACUUGUUUUGUUUAUUAUUAUUAUUAUUAUUAGUAUUAGUAUUAUUGCUAUAAUUUACAAAAAUGAAAAUCCCAUGGUGUGCCUCCUAGCUUUAUGGGUUUAUAAAUGUUUUUUUCCCUAAAGACCAGCAGUUAUACUUUGUAUAAAAGAUGGAUUUUUCCUUAUUUUUUAUGCCAUUAAAGAUGAAAAAGCCUGUUUUCUUUACUCUGGACCCAGUAG
Thunnus maccoyii (southern bluefin tuna) is the source of this 9819-nucleotide messenger RNA. It is a transcript of the gene ammecr1, whose product is annotated as AMMECR nuclear protein 1. The transcript is spliced from 6 exons. Bases 4555 to 5574 code for a protein of 339 amino acids. The record is from RefSeq and is a predicted model, not a curated record. NCBI's taxonomy places the organism in Eukaryota, Metazoa, Chordata, Actinopteri, Scombriformes, Scombridae.